GGUCGGAGGGCGGUGGUGUUGGCGGUGGUGUUGUGAUUGGGGUGGUGAACAAUUUCUUAGGCCCUCCGACAGCGCAGUGACUCAAUGGCGGCGGGCGCGGUGGGGUUGGUCGCGCGCCCGUCGGCGUCGGCGACCGGCCGUCAUAUCAGCAUGGAGCGUGGCCGGUUCGCGCGUCUGGAUUCGUCGGACGCGGAUGCGACGAGGGCGAUGACGGAGAGAAAGAGCUUCCCGCAUCCCGCAUCGAUGGCGACGGCCGACGCGCCUCGAUGCCUCGAUGCCUCGGUGCCUGGAUGCCUGGCUGCCUGGCUGCCUGGCUGCCUCGCGAUCGGCCCCCGCCGUUCCGCGCAUGAUCCCUGCCGAACAUCAGCGCAUCCGACGACUUCCAGACAUCCAAGGCCAAAGAUUUCCGAUCCAAUCUUUCACAGCCAUGAUACAUAAACUUCCACGGCCCUUCACUGAUCUUCACUCGUCACCCUCGCGUCCCCACCAUGUCGGCCAUGCGCAAGCGCGAUGUAUUUACCUCUCCCACCGCCUUCGUAGCCUAAGGUUCGCAAUACUACUGACGUGAAGCAGACGCGCCCCCCGCCGUCCCCUGACCCCGACGGGCGCAACGUCCGGCCUCGCCUGCGCUCUCGCAGUCAAUCGCCCGCACGAC
Messenger RNA from Aplosporella prunicola CBS 121167, 655 nucleotides. RefSeq lists its product as uncharacterized. The record is from RefSeq and is a predicted model, not a curated record. The transcript has a single exon. Bases 85 to 438 code for a protein of 117 amino acids. Lineage: Eukaryota; Fungi; Ascomycota; Dothideomycetes; Botryosphaeriales; Aplosporellaceae.